Messenger RNA from Psammomys obesus (fat sand rat), 1559 nucleotides. Its product is annotated as cytochrome P450 4A10. Gene Ontology annotation, biological process: kidney development; arachidonate metabolic process; linoleic acid metabolic process. Gene Ontology annotation, molecular function: iron ion binding; heme binding; alkane 1-monooxygenase activity. The transcript is spliced from 13 exons. Lineage: Eukaryota; Metazoa; Chordata; Mammalia; Rodentia; Muridae. The record is from RefSeq and is a predicted model, not a curated record. Gene Ontology annotation, cellular component: intracellular membrane-bounded organelle. The coding region runs from base 1 to 1524 and encodes 507 amino acids.
AUGAGUACCUCUGCUCUGAGCCCCACCAGAUUUGUGGGCAGUGUCUCUGGCUUGCUCCAAGUGGCCGCCGUGCUUGGCCUCCUUCUACUGCUGUUCAAAGCUGCCCAGUUCUACCUGCACAGGCAAUGGCUACUCAAGGCUUUCCAGCAGUUCCCGUCCCCACCUGCUCACUGGUUCUUUGGGCACAAGCAGUUCCACGGCAACAAUGAACUACCAAACAUUUUGGCAUGUAUAGAGACCUUCCCAGGUGGCUUUCCUCGCUGGUUCUGGGGGAGCAAAGCUUACUUUACUAUCUACGACCCCGACUAUAUGAAGGUGAUUCUGGGGCGAUCAGAUCCAAAGGAUAAUGAUGCCUACAGAUUGCUGGCUCCUUGGAUUGGGUAUGGUUUGCUCUUGCUGAAUGGACAACCAUGGUUUCAGCACCGGCGGAUGCUAACCCCAGCCUUCCACUAUGACAUUCUGAAACCCUAUGUGAAAAACAUGGCCGACUCCAUCCGAUUGAUGCUAGACAAAUGGGAACAGCUGGCUGGUCAGGACUCAAUAGAGAUCUUUCAACAUGUCUCCUUGAUGACCCUAGACACUGUCAUGAAGUGUGCCUUCAGCCACAAGGGCAGUGUCCAGGUGGACAGCAAUUACAAGGGCUACAUCAAGGCCAUUGGGGACCUGAAUAACCUAUUUUAUUGCCGUGUGAGGAAUGUCUUCCAUCAGAAUGACACCAUCUAUAGUCUGUCUUCCAAUGGCCGCUUGGCCAACAGUGCUUCUCAACUGGCCCAUGAUCACACAGACAGAGUGAUCAAGCUGAGAAAGGAGCAGCUGAAGGAUGAGGGAGAGCUGGAGAAGGUCAAGAAGAAGAGACGUUUGGAUUUUCUGGACAUCCUCUUAUUUGCCAGAAUGGAGAAUGGGGACAGCUUAUCUGAUGAGGACCUGCGUGCCAAGGUGGACACAUUCAUGUUUGAGGGCCAUGAUACCACAGCCAGUGGAGUCUCCUGGAUCUUCUAUGCUCUGGCCACCCACCCUGAGCAUCAACAAAGAUGCAGAGAGGAACUUCAGAACCUCCUGGGGAAUGGAUCUUCCAUCACCUGGGACCACUUGGAUGAGAUGCCCUAUACCACCAUGUGCAUCAAGGAGGCCCUAAGACUCUACCCACCUGUUCCAGGCAUUGUCAGAGAGCUCAACACACCUGUCACCUUUCCUGAUGGACGCUCUCUACCCAAAGGUAUCUCAGUCACCCUCUCCAUUUACGCACUCCACCACAACCGGAAGGUGUGGCCAAACCCAGAGGUGUUCAACCCCUCCAGGUUUGCACCAGAUUCUCCCCGGCACAGUCACUCAUUCCUGCCGUUCUCGGGAGGAGCAAGGAACUGCAUUGGGAAACAAUUUGCUAUGAAUGAGCUGAAGGUGGUUGUGGCCCUGACCCUGCUCCGCUUUGAGCUACUGCCAGAUCCCAUCAAGGUCCCCAAGCUCUUACCACAACUUGUGUUGAAAGCCAAGGACGGGAUCUACCUGCAUCUCAAGAAGCUCUAGUAACUCUGUUCUGGAGCUCAGACACUGGCAAAAAA